Messenger RNA from Prorocentrum cordatum, 2832 nucleotides. Lineage: Eukaryota; Dinophyceae; Prorocentrales; Prorocentraceae. The record is from the annotation of a GenBank genome assembly.
AUGGAGCCGCGCCUGGCUCUCCUGGCUUUAAUGGCGUUCGUGCUGGGGCAGGGUACUAGCGUUCUGCCCUUGACAUCGGCGUCGCAAACGACACAAGCGCCGCCACCAGCUCCAGCGUUAAUGAAUGCCCCGACUGCGCUUCCGACCGGCAGACGCCAGAUGGUAUCGAUGACAAAUCUGACCGUCGACCACGUGGGCGGCCGCCGGAUGGCGGUCGCGUGCGACGCUGGGUAUUACGACACGUGUGGUGGCCAUGAAAAGUAUUGGGCAUGCGGUUCGGUAUGUGCGAGCGGCGUAUACUGGGUUGAUGGUACUAGCCGUUGCUGCUGCCAGCUGGAACCACCGACGCCUGCUCCACCACCGACGCCACCGACACCAGCACCACCCGCCGCUUGCGCCUAUGAUUACACACACCUAGGAGCAGCAGACUGUGAUGCUGCGUGGGACUUGUACAGUCUUCCUUGCCAGACCCUUGAAGACACCUACUCGUGGAUUUGCACAGGGUGCGUUUGCCCAGGAGACGACAUGCCGACGACGUCCUGGACUCAGCACACUAUGAAGCAUUGUUCCGGUGAGAUAUUAGUAGGCUAUAGAUACUCAACGGUGGCGUUAGCACAAUCUCAGUGCUCAACGAUGAGCACCUGUUGGGGUGUGUAUGACGUUGGCUGUGAUGAGUCUUCGUACGAUGUAUUUCUGUGCAAUGCGUCUACGAUCGCAACAUAUUCCGACCUCGCAGCUUCAUCCUCCAGCUGUGUAUUUGAGAAGCCGCCUUCUCCGAUGUGGGCAGCAGUCAGCGGCGAGUGUACGUUGGACGGCCUCUGCGUGGAAAGCCCCAACUACCCACAGAGUUACAGCAAUAGUCAGACGUGCACAUUGGAAAUCAAUUUGGGGUCAGCGGAGCCCACCAUCCUAGUCGAGACCUUUGACACGGAGGCGUAUUUCGAUGUUCUCAUUGUCAACGGUGUUUCGUAUUCAGGGACGUCUGGUCCUACCGGCGUCACCCCGACAGAGACUGUCAUUUGGUCCUCUGACGCCAGCGUUGUCAGUAAUGGUUGGAGGCUGUGUGCCACCACCACGCCAGCACCUACGCCUGCUCCACCGCCGACACCACCGACGCAGCCGCCAGCACCACCCGCCGUGUGCGUCAGCAGUUAUAUAGUCUACGGAGUAGCAGCAGAUUGUGAUAUUGCGUGGUAUGUCCUUUCGUGGGAUUGCACAGGGUGCAGUUGCCCAGGAGACGUGCCUGCACCCACGCCAGCAAUCACGCCAGCACCCACGCAAGCAAUCACGCGGGCACCCACGCCAGCCGCGCCGGCGGUCUGCGUCCACAACUACACAGCCAAUGGAGCAGCAGAUUGUGAUGCUGCGUGGGACUUGUACAGUCUUCCUUGCCAGACCCUUGAAAGCAGCCUUUCGUGGGAUUGCACAGGGUGCAGUUGCCCAGGAGACGUGCCUGCACCCACGCCAGCAAUCACGCCAGCACCCACGCACGCAAUCACGCGGGCACCCACGCCAGCCGCGCCGGCGGUCUGCGUCCACGACUACACAGCCAAUGGAGCAGCAGACUGUGAUGCUGCGUGGGACUUGUACAGUCUUCCUUGCCAGACCCUUGAAGACUACUAUUCGUGGGAUUGCACAGGGUGCAGUUGCCCAGGAGACGUGCUGGCGCCCACGCCAUCAAUCACGCCAGCACCCACUCUUGCACCGACGCCUGACACGACGACUUCCUGGAUUCACACGUCGACCGCGACCGUGACGAGCACCACGACGCCGCUUUGGAUCGUGAGUAGCAGGCUGGAGUUUUCAAGCACAGGGACCACCGAGCAGGUGACCUCGACGGUGACGUCUCUCCUCACUGUCACGUUGAAUUUGGAAGAAGACCACUUGACGGUAGCUGUCCUCUCUGAUUCUUCCAAUUCGGCAAAUCGGCGGCUCUCCGCGCUAGCGUCAUGGGAGAUUGGUUUUGGUAUUGUCGUGCCUGAACAAUCCGCCCAGGAGAUGUUCCAAGCAGUGGAGACCAUGAGCGCGGACUCCAAUGGUACUGCAUUCGCGAUGUCGGCAGUUUUCGAAUCGGAGGGACUUGAAUUAGAUGAGGGUUCAUUGGUCGUCACAGAGCCAGAGAUGAAGAUCGUCACCGUCACCAUGACUACACAGAGCGCGACGUCUUUAACAGAAACGGGAACCUCUAUGACUACUACACCCACUACACAGAGCCAGAGCGUGACUUCUGCUACGACUGCCACGGCCACCACCGACUCCUCUAGCAGGACCAGUGCCACCACGGCCUCGAGCUAUUCCACGUCAAUGUCCAUGGCCUCCACAGAGACGGCGACGGGCUCCGUCACGCCAAGCACCACCGCUACAAGUGAGACGACCGCCAGCGUUGCAAAGGCAAGUACCACCACCGCUACGGAGACGGCCACAAACUAUCCGAGCGGCUUGCCAGCCCUGGAACAGCAACAAGACCUUGAGGCAUCGAUUCCAAUCAUCGUUGGUGUCAUGAUCCUCGCCUUGGUCUGCAGCGCAAUGAUUUACCUGAAGAUGCGCAGGCGUCGUGGCAGCAGCGUGGCAACUAAGCACAGUAUGCCGGAGAUGCAGGACGCGGAGAUAGGCAAUCCAGUCCCAGAGGCAGUCGAUUUGGAGCAAGAAGAAGGCAAUCACAACAAUGACAUCAGUGGCACAGCCGAGCACAUCAUGUGCGACUCGAAGAUUGGGCAUCCAGGAUCAGAGACCGUCGACUGGGAGCAAGAAGAAGGCAAUGACAACUGUGACAGUGCCCAUCUGGAGUCAGAGACCGUCGACCGUAGGCUAGAACAUUACAUUGAGAUUUGA